AUGGUUGUACCAAGAUUGUAUUAUUCCACCAGCCGUGCUGCUUUGCAGACCGCUAGAGCUAAUCAGCGUCUUGCCAGAGGUUUGGCUACCGCUGCUGCCUCCACCGGUAAGGUUAGAGCCGUCAUUGGUGCCGUUGUCGAUGUUCAAUUUGAACAAGGUCAAUUGCCAGAUAUUCUUAACGCCCUUGAGCUGCAGAACGGUGACCAGAAAUUGGUCUUAGAGGUUGCCCAACAUUUGGGUGAGAACACCGUCAGAACCAUUGCUAUGGACGGUACUGAAGGUUUGGUUAGAGGAACUAGCGUCACUGACACUGGUUCUCCUAUCUCCGUUCCUGUCGGUAGAGGUACUUUAGGUCGUAUCAUUAACGUCAUUGGUGAGCCAAUUGACGAGAGAGGACCAAUUGAGUGCAAGCAAAGAAACCCUAUUCAUGCCGACCCUCCAUCCUUCGUCAACCAAUCCACUGCUGCCGAAGUUUUGGAAACUGGUAUCAAAGUCGUCGACUUAUUGGCCCCUUACGCCAGAGGUGGUAAGAUUGGUCUGUUCGGUGGUGCCGGUGUCGGUAAGACUGUGUUUAUCCAAGAGCUGAUUAACAACAUUGCUAAGGCUCACGGUGGUUUCUCCGUUUUCACCGGUGUUGGUGAACGUACCAGAGAAGGUAACGAUUUGUACCGUGAAAUGAAGGAGACUGGUGUUAUUAACUUGGAGGGUGACUCCAAGGUCGCCCUGGUCUUCGGUCAAAUGAACGAGCCUCCUGGAGCUAGAGCUCGUGUUGCUUUGACUGGUUUAACCAUUGCUGAAUACUUCAGAGACGAGGAGGGUCAAGAUGUGUUGUUGUUCGUUGACAACAUUUUCAGAUUCACCCAAGCUGGUUCUGAGGUGUCCGCUUUGUUGGGACGUAUUCCAUCUGCCGUUGGUUACCAACCUACUUUGGCCACUGAUAUGGGUCUGUUGCAAGAGCGUAUUACCACUACUCAAAAGGGUUCCGUCACCUCUGUCCAAGCCGUUUAUGUGCCAGCCGAUGAUUUGACUGAUCCUGCUCCAGCCACUACCUUCGCCCACUUGGACGCCACCACCGUGUUGUCUCGUGGUAUCUCUGAAUUGGGUAUUUACCCAGCUGUCGACCCUCUGGACUCCAAGUCUAGAUUGCUAGACGUUGCCGUUGUCGGUCAGGAACACUACGAAGUUGCUACCCAAGUCCAACAGACCUUGCAAGCUUACAAGUCUUUGCAAGAUAUUAUUGCCAUUUUGGGUAUGGAUGAAUUAUCCGAGCAAGACAAGCUUACCGUUGAGCGUGCUCGUAAGAUUCAGAGAUUCUUGUCUCAACCAUUCGCCGUCGCCGAGGUCUUCACUGGUAUCCCAGGUAGAUUGGUCAGACUGAAGGACACCGUCAGAUCCUUCAAGGAGGUCUUGGAUGGUAAGUACGACCAUUUGCCAGAAAACGCUUUCUACAUGGUUGGUGGUAUCGAAGACGUUGUCGCCAAGGCUGAAAAGUUGGCUGCCGAGGCUAACUAA
Messenger RNA from Komagataella phaffii GS115, 1512 nucleotides. RefSeq names its product Beta subunit of the F1 sector of mitochondrial F1F0 ATP synthase. Gene Ontology annotation, molecular function: proton-transporting ATP synthase activity, rotational mechanism; ATP binding; ATP hydrolysis activity. The transcript is spliced from 2 exons. Lineage: Eukaryota; Fungi; Ascomycota; Pichiomycetes; Pichiales; Pichiaceae. The record is from RefSeq and is a predicted model, not a curated record. Gene Ontology annotation, biological process: proton motive force-driven mitochondrial ATP synthesis; proton transmembrane transport. Bases 1 to 1512 code for a protein of 503 amino acids.